AUCCUUCACGUUGGUGUAGCCGCUCACCACUAGCAUCAGCUAGCUUCACGCUGCUCCAGCGCUUCCGGACGACAUCUGAACGAAGCUGACCGUUCUUAUUCCUGCCAAUUCAGAUUUGAACGAUAAUCAGUGGUUGCCAUUGUGUGCUGUUAUUUGUGCAUCAGCAUGGCAGUCGUCAUCCGUUUACAGGGACUGAGAGUCACAGCAGGUACUGAGGAUAUUCGCAAGUUCUUCUCUGGCCUCAAAAUUCCAGAUGGAGGGGUGCAUAUAAUUGGUGGGGAGCGAGAGGAAGCUUUCAUUAUCUUUGCUUCGGAUGAAGAUGCAAGAAGAGCCAUGACGCGGUCAGGGAAUUCCAUUAGGGAUUCACCUGUCUCAUUAUUACUCAGUAGUAAAGCAGAGAUGCAGAACAUGCUUGAGAGAAGUUCAAAAACUGUCGAGCGGGAUCAAAGGAGGCGAUUUGAGGAAAAUGCAAGACCUGCUAGAAGAUCAUUUGGCCCCGAUUUAGGCAGGAGAUCAGGUAGCAGAUCGGGUCAUACACCUCCCCCAAUGAACCAGAGGGCUUCAAACAAUGAUGAUUCCUUUUGUUUGUUCCUAAAAGGAUUGCCUUACUCUGUGACUGAAAAUGAAGUACGUGAUUUUUUCGGUGGUUUACUUGUUGAUGAAAUAGUCCUAUGUAAAAAUGAAAAAGGUCAAAACAACGGGAGAGGUCUCGCCAAAUUUGCAACAACAGAGGAUGCAAGCGAAGGACUGAAGCGGGACAGGAACUACAUUGGGUCAAGGUAUAUUGAGGUUUCCAUGACAACAUUAAAGGAUUGGCAUUGUUCAACUGGCAGACCUCCAAUGGUUGGCAACAAAGAUGACAACUUUGAAAGGGACAGAUCACCCAUUCGUAAUGAGAGGAAUCCACAAGAUCAUACCAGAUCACAGUCACCUUUGGCCCGGAUGCUCAUUGCUCCUGAUGACGAGUACUGUGUUCUGAUGGACAAUCUACCCUUUGCUGUGGAAAAAGAAGACGUGAAAAAGCUUUUUCACCAUGCAAACCUGGAGGAUGACCAGAUUCUGCUCUUGAUUGGCAGUGAUGGAAAAAGAACUAGAUCUUUGUUUGUGCUGUUCAAGAAUCAGCGCGACUACUGUGAUGCCUUAACUCAUGAAAAAAGACUAUUUUUCAAUCGAUGGGUUUAUACCCGCCCAAUCUCAAGGGAGAGCAUGAUCAACCUUCUGGAGUCUCAGGGCAUGGAUGUCCAACCUCCUGGUAACUCUGAACGGUUUCAGGAGAGGCCUCCAUCUAUCCCUGUUGAUCGCUACGACUCUGAGAAACUGUGUCUGUUUGUGCGGAAUAUGCCAUUGGAUGUAAGGAAAGUUGAGAUCAUGGACUUCUUUCUUGGGUUUAAUAUCACAGAGGAUAAGGUUUUCUUGCUGCUGGAUCAUAAAGGUGCAGGGGUGGGAAAGUCUUUGGUUCUUUUCCAGUCUGAGGCGGAGGCUAUGAGGGCACUCUCUCUCAAUGGACAACGGUUUCUUGGGUCAGAAGUCCUACUGAAAUGCAUUUCACGUUCCCAGAUGAAGCAGUUGGGUGUUGAGCCACCGAUGGCGCAAGAGCCAAUGCCACGAGAGGAGCGGUAUUCUGGCAGGAGCAGGGAGGGAUCCUAUCGCUCUGUUGACAUAGAGUACCCUGACUUUAGGAUGUCUCAUGAUGCUGAUAUACCAAUGGCCAAUGUACAGACUCAAGUCCACAGAAACCAGGAUUACGAGCCUUAUGCGGUAGGCCCUCGUGCUCCACAGGACAGGGGUAAUGGUGUUCGUGGUGACUUUGGCCCCCCGUUGCAGCCUGUUGAUGGUCCCACCUGUGUGAAGUUAGUCAACUUACCGUUCCAAAUCAGGAAUGAAGAAAUCUAUGACUUUUGUUAUGGAUAUAGCAUUAUCCCUGGAUCUGUCUCACUGCAGUAUGACCGGGGUGGAAAACCUACAGGCACUGCAACUGUAGUAUUUCAGUCUCGUCCGGAGGCCUUAACAGCAGUGGAGGAACUGAGUGGAAGACCGAUUGGUCCAAGAAAAAUACAGCUCAUGUUUGUUUGAAAACAAAAUUGCUUUUCUUUGCACCAACAUGCUCCUUGCAGUGGGGUUCGGACACAUGCAAAAUGUUGAUUUAAAAAAAAAAGAAAAAAGGCAAUGUAAAAGAAGCAUGCCUUUUUCUUCCUCUUUUUGUUUGCCAUUCCAUGGGAAUAUUGUACAAAAUAUGAUUGUUGUUUUUUUCUAACCUUUUUUUUUCUGUGAUUAGGCAAAGUAGUCAAUCGAUUAAAUAUAGGUUUUGUAUACAUUGCAGUGAAAUACUUCAGAUUUGAUUUUCUCCUUAAAUAUUUAGAUUUUUAUUUCAUCAUACAACAGUGUAUAAAGGUGAAUUUCUGUUUUUUACUGUUAGUAGUUAUUUUUGGAACUGUAUUUCUUUAUAAAAAAUAGUUUUGUCAGAUUCUCAUCAGUUUUCAGAAUUGAAGAAUAAACCAAUUGUGCUUGUUUACCUGAAUCUGUAAAUAAAGUGCUUGUGUCCAUGA
Messenger RNA from Scophthalmus maximus (turbot), 2546 nucleotides. RefSeq names its product RNA binding motif protein 12Bb (gene rbm12bb). Gene Ontology annotation, molecular function: RNA binding. Gene Ontology annotation, cellular component: ribonucleoprotein complex; nucleoplasm. Gene Ontology annotation, biological process: regulation of RNA splicing. The coding region runs from base 166 to 2073 and encodes 635 amino acids. The record is from RefSeq and is a predicted model, not a curated record. NCBI's taxonomy places the organism in Eukaryota, Metazoa, Chordata, Actinopteri, Pleuronectiformes, Scophthalmidae. The transcript has 2 exons.